This is a messenger RNA of Orbilia oligospora ATCC 24927, 363 nucleotides long. RefSeq lists its product as uncharacterized. The record is from RefSeq and is a predicted model, not a curated record. The coding region runs from base 1 to 363 and encodes 120 amino acids. NCBI's taxonomy places the organism in Eukaryota, Fungi, Ascomycota, Orbiliomycetes, Orbiliales, Orbiliaceae. The transcript is spliced from 2 exons.
AUGUCUACCUACCAAACCGAGGAAAUCAUGGCCGAAGGAGGAGUCCGUUGGAUUCUCUCCCACGAAGAACGCGAGCAUCUCGGAGAGCUCCUCGAUGUCGAUGCCUCCACCUUCGACAACCUCAAAGGGAACAUCAUGAACCGCUCCCGCAUGGCAUGCAAGAAAUGUGGCAAACUUUCGGGUUUGGAUGACAUAGUCCACGGAGCUGUGGAGCUGGGUGUUCAUACUAAGGGACUUAUGAUAUAUACUUUGGUUCAUGGACCCACUGGGGGCUCACCGGCUCAUGCUGUGGAUUGUUCAAGGUGUUCUGAACAGUUUGAGGGAGUGUUUUUGUGGUUUUCGCCGUCUAAUUGGUCUUACUAA